Messenger RNA from Manis javanica (Malayan pangolin), 2862 nucleotides. RefSeq names its product caspase 14 (gene CASP14). Gene Ontology annotation, molecular function: cysteine-type endopeptidase activity. Gene Ontology annotation, cellular component: cytoplasm; cytosol. Gene Ontology annotation, biological process: proteolysis; positive regulation of neuron apoptotic process. NCBI's taxonomy places the organism in Eukaryota, Metazoa, Chordata, Mammalia, Pholidota, Manidae. The record is from RefSeq and is a predicted model, not a curated record.
GUUCACCGACAGGCCUCUCGGGAGGGACUCGGGAAGGUCCCGCGCUGUCGGCGCGUCUCCCAGGGCAGCAGCUGGGCCUGAGUCCUCCCCGGUGCCCAGCCCUGCCGGCAGCUCGAAGGGUGGCAAGCCCUGGCCCCGCUUUAAGGAGCAGCAGCAUCUGGAGGCAUUUGGAAAGAACCGAAGAAACUUCCAUCCACCCAUCCAUCCUGCCUUUCAUACGUUCAUUUGUUUAUCAUUUAUUGACUCAACAAAUUCUCCCUGGCGCCACCUCUGUGCCCAUUCCCAUACUGGUGACCCUGCUGGAGACAAGAGACCAAGGAACCAGGCUUCCAGCCCUAAAAAGAUCGACUGAGAGUGCCGAGAGCUGGACUCAGGACCAGAAGAAACAUGAGCAAUCCUCAGCCUUUAAAGGAGGAAAGGUAUGACAUGUCAGGCGCCCGUCUGGCCCUGACACUGUGUGUUACCAAAGCCCGGGAAGGUUCAGAGGAAGACCUGGCAGCCCUGAAACGGAUGUUCCAUCAGCUGAAAUUUGAAAGCACCGUCAAGAAAGAUCCCACCGCCGAGCAAUUCCAGGAAGAACUGGAUAAAUUCCAGCGGGACAUGGAUGCCCGGGAGGACUUCAUCAGCUGCGCCUUCGUGGUGCUCAUGGCGCAUGGCCAAGAAGGGCUCCUCAAGGGGGAGGAUGGGAAGAUGGUGAAGCUGGAGAACCUCUUCAAUGUUCUGAACAACAAGAACUGCCGGGCCCUGAGGGCAAAGCCUAAGGUGUACAUCGUGCAGGCCUGUCGAGGAGAAAGAAAGGACUCCGGUGAGGUCGUAGGUGGAGACAGUAUUGCGAUGAUUAAAGACAAAACCCAAACCAUCCCCACGUACACGGACACCCUCCACGUCUACUCCACCGUUGAAGGGUACCUCGCCUACAGGAGUGAGGAGAAGGGCUCCUGCUUCAUCCAGACCCUGGUUAAAGUGCUCACAGAGAAGAAGGGAUCCAUCCUGGAGCUUCUGACGGAGGUGACCCGGUUGAUGGCGGAGGCUGAGGUGAUUCAGGAAGGAAAAGCAAGGAAGGUGAACCCCGAAAUCGAAAGCACCCUGCGGAAACAGCUCUAUCUGCAGUAGAAGCAGAUGCCUCACAGAUAUGUAGAGGGAGCUCUCCCCGCUCCCCAAAAUCUUCUCUUCCCAAGGUCAAAUGGCACCCAGCCCCUCCUUUAUCAUACCCCUUCUGCUGGUCCUCCUCCAAUCCACCCGUGUCCCUAGAGCAAGACAGCUGACACUGAGCGUGGGGCACAGCGGUACCAUUAAGAACAGGCUGGCAUCUCUGCCUCUGUGAAUGUGACCUGCGGACACGUUCCCCUACCCGGGCUUCUGCUCCUGGUCUCGGCUGAAACCGAAGGGCUUCUUUGUCCCACGAAUCACACCCGCACAAAUGCACCUGGACAAAGCUCGAGAUUCCCACUGACCAGCCGAUGCCAACCCACCACUGCCCCGUCCUGAUCACACCUUUCCUGGCUCCGAAUCUCACAUGGAGUCAAAAACCUCCUCCUGAGAACCUCACCUGUUCCAUCUCCUAGAGAUUUCCUCUCGUCUCCCUCCUUUUCCUUGGCUUAGCAAGCUCGUGCCUUGACACCAUUUUCUUCCUAACUCAUGGGCUCCCUCUGGCUAAUAGAGCUACUUCCUCCUUUUCUGCAAUCUGUCCCUCCUAACGAAUGCCCCCCACCACCACCACAAGCCCUGAACUCUGACCUUUCCAAGAAAAUCCAUCUAUUCAUCCAUUUCAUGGCUUCAAAUUUCAAUCGCUCUGAAUCAGACUGUCUUGGAGCUAUGACAAAUCCCCUGGGGUCACUCUGUUAUUUUUCAGACAGCAUGAUAGAAGCCCAGAGAGGUUAAAUGGCUCGUCAAAUGCCACACAGUAAAUCAGUGUGAGGGCCAAGGUCUGGCUUCCAGCCUACCCCGCUUGCCAUUGCCUGCCUGUUAGGCCUUGAACCAUCAGAAAACUUUUCUAGUUAGACGAAAUGCAUAAAAAAAUGUUCUCCCUGCCUGGAGGUAGGAGGUCCUGGGAAGACUUCUAAAAAUCCUUGAUAACCAGGAGUCAAGGUUACCUCCAUGGGAUUCCGGUGCUUGGCUAGAACCGGGAGCAGAGGCACUGCCUUCCAGGUGGGUGAUGCAUGUCUCCCCAUCUCCAGCCCUGACCAUUCCCCCUGAAAUAACCCAUGGGCAUACCCACCAUCAUUGAAAAUUCAUGGCUAAAGAUGAGCAUUUUCUCCCCAGCCCCUGCUCCCAGUGUUCCCCACACCCUCAGCCUCAGAGCCCAGGUGUGGAAUUCUGACUCCCCUCUACGUGCAUCCUUCAUGGGCCACCAUGUGCAGCUCCACCUGAGUCUGAAACAGGUUCUCCUACCUGUCUUUUCUCCCCUUACCUGUCGUACUUGAGGUUCAACCCCUCAUGUCUGCCUCUUGGCACCCGCUUGCUUCCUUGCCUCUCGGCCUGCUCACCUCACCCUUUGUCCGUCCUCUGUACCACCUACAGUUCUUGGUCUUGGAAACCUCAGGAAGACAAAACAGUGCCCCAUUAUUGAAAGACCAAAGCCAACCUCUCACACCCUUACCGUUCCACUUCCUACCAGCAAUCAGUGAACUCAUCUCCCACCUCCCCAGCCAUUAACUCACCCUUCCAGCAAAGCCACUGUCCUCUUACGCAGCCACGCUUCCUGAGCCGUUGCCCCCCCCCCACCAUUUACCCAGUUCUUUCCAGUUGAUGCUGCUCUAUCGCACCCAGGAUGAGACACCGAGGAUCACAGUUUCUUGAAGACGGGGAACAAGUCUUUGAUUAGCUAAUGGGUGUUCAAUAAACAGUUGUCAAACCUUAAAA